AUGUCUUUCAGUACCUUUUUAUUGACUACUACCGAUCAAGAAUUAGCAAUUAAAAUCUGUUCUUCUGUUCGACAACAUACUGAAAUAUUACCUGUUCUCUUUCAAAUCAAAAUUGAACAUGUUACUUCCAAAAAUACACCAUUUAUCGUGCUGAAUGAAUUAAGUUAUGAUUAUAAAUCAAGAAAAGACAUUUUGUUCUCUAUGACCAGUAUUUUUCAUAUCAGUCAUAUAGCCAAAAAUCAGGAAAAUAUUUGGCAAGUGCAAUUGACAGGAACAAAUGUGAAUGAUACGUCGCUUGGAGCUUUCAUUGAGAUAAUGGAUAUGCAAACUUGGAAGGAAAAAGGUUGGCAUAAAUUAGGUAAAUUGAUGCUUUCAAUGGGAGAGGCAGAACGUGCCGAACAAUUAUAUAAAGUCUUACUGGAAAUGACGGACAAUGAUGAUAAAAAAGAAAUUAUCCGUUUAUAUGAGAUAUUGGGUAAUAUUAAAUACCAAAAUGGUAGUUACGACGAGGCUUCCCACUUCUUUGAAAGAAAACUUCAAAUCGAACAAAAGUUUCUAUCACCCUACCAUUCUGAUGUUGCUUCCACAUACAGUUCGAUUGGCGUUCUGUACAGCAAAAUGGGAAAGUUAGAAAAGGCACUUUUAUCUCAUCAAAAAGCACUUGAAAUUCAAAAACAUAUUCUUCCUUCUAAUCACCCAAAUCUUGCUAUCACUUACGACAACAUUGGCACCGUAAAUCGCAAAAUGGGAAAUUACCCAACUGCACUUUCCUUUCAACAACUGGCACUUCAAAUCAAUGAAAAGGUGCUACCUUCCAACCAUCCUGACCUUGCUCUUAACUAUAAUAACAUCGCUACAACAUACAAAUCUAUGGGAAACCAUUUAGAGGCACUCUUGUUCCUUCAAAAGACUCGUCAUAUCCAAGAAAUCAUUUUACCUUCCGAUAGUUCAGACCUUGCUACUACUUAUGACAAUAUUGGUGGAAUUUAUCAAGAUAUGAAUCAGUAUGAAAAUGCCGCCUUUUUCUAUGAAAAAGCUCUGGAAAUCAAUGAAAAAGUUUUACAUUCCAAUCAUCCUGAACUAUCCAUCACCUACAGCAAUAUUGGCAACGUAAAGAGUCACACAGGAGACUAUGUGAGUGCACUCUCUUUCUAUCAUAAAGCACUUCGAAUCCGACAAACAUCUCUUCCACCCAAUCAUCCUCUCACUGCAGGCGCUUAUAUUGACAUUGGUACUGUGUAUCAGGACAUGAAACAGUUCUCAGUGGCACUCACGUUCUAUGAAGAGGCGCUACAAAUGCAACAAAUAUCUUUGCCACAUGACCAUCCUGACCUUGUUCAAACUUAUAUGCAUCUUGGUAGUGUACAUUACAUGACUGGAAAGUAUUCCACUGCACUCAUGUAUUAUGAACGUGGGUUAGAUAUCGGAGAAGUAUCCCUCCCAGACAACCAUGAAAGGAUGAAGAUUCUUCGACAAAAUAUUGCUUUUAUCGAAAAAGAAUUGUGA
Messenger RNA from Adineta steineri, 1506 nucleotides. The record is from the annotation of a GenBank genome assembly. Lineage: Eukaryota; Metazoa; Rotifera; Eurotatoria; Adinetida; Adinetidae.